Aspergillus calidoustus is the source of this 1678-nucleotide messenger RNA. The record is from the annotation of a GenBank genome assembly. NCBI's taxonomy places the organism in Eukaryota, Fungi, Ascomycota, Eurotiomycetes, Eurotiales, Aspergillaceae.
AUGAGUUUACGAUCAAAAAGAUAUCUUACCCUUAUAGUGCAGCGCACUCCUCGGAUACAUCGCCGUCACGGUAUUACUCUCCCACGGCCCAUUCUUCUAGCUGUACCACGCAGUGCACCCCUUCGACCAGACAUUGCGCUUCAGGCUCUCGGCUGCAUACCGGUUGAAGGCGCGCACGAUCGAGACUUUUACCACGACGGACCUGUUCAGUUAGCCACUGAUCCCCGGAGCUCUACAACCCAACAUUCAACUUCUUGGUACAAGCUCAGGUCAGGGUUUGACCUCAGGCAACGAUGCGCCUUUCUCAUGGACAAACGACGCAUGGAGAAAUGCUUAAAGGAUAUCAAAGAGUGGAUUGCGUACAUCAAGGACGUGAUGAGGGGAGAAGAUGAGCAAGCAUCCAUCCAGAGACAACCCUUACCCACGUGCUCUACGAUCGAGUUUGCCUUUCCAGUUGACAAGAUCCAAAAGGAUGCUGCAGAAGUGCACCAAUGCCUUCUCACGAGGAGAUGCGCAGAGAAACCGCACUUGACAUACCUGCUACUGGAACAACGCCUUUUACGCUCUAAGCCGACGCGCCAAGAGAAUAACAGAGGUCUUCCUGUGCUCUAUGCUGCCGUUAAACCGCGUCACUUUCAUCUCCGACUCGCCGGAGAGUGCUACGAGGAGGAUGGCCCUUUUGAAGCCGAGUUCACGCUUUUACCGACGGACAUUCAAAGUCCCCGGGAGGGAGGAGGAGCAGUCACGAGCGUCACUUACAGGCCGUCAAGACAAACGCAAGAGAUCACCGACCUGUGCGAAUACGCCAAGAGCCCACGGCCACGCGGUGUUGGAUUGUAUCUGCACCGGGCACAGGCGCUACAAGGACAUCCACUUGUUGACCAACCGGUACCAGAUCCUCCAGAGGAAUACGAAUCGCUAUGGUCGCUUUUGUCGGGGAUCGAAAGCAACGCAACCAAAUUAUCUUUGGCCCUCACUUUGGCUUCAUCGGUUUUGCAGCUAUCCGGCACACCUUGGUUCGCCCAUGGCUGGACAGGAGAUGACAUUGUAUUUGCCGGUUCACAGGGCAAAACAGUCAUUGGCGCCCAACCCCCGUAUCUUGUCAAAUGUUUUCCUCCAAACCAAAGGGACGAGGGCGGGAACGUCGCUAGCCACAGUUCACGACUAUGUUAUCUCAGUCUGGCAAUCGUCUUGGUGGAGAUAUGGACGGGAGAGCCGUAUGAAGGAUCCCGACCCGCAGAUGAUGCCAGCACGCUCAUUGAUCUCUUCGACAUCGUCGAGUUCAUCAAUCCCCAACGGCCCUUUAUGGGUCCCGGGUUUCAGGGCGCAGUGGACGCGUGCAUACGGGAAGUCACCGUCGGUUCCAUGGGGAGCGCUGUUCUCCAACCUCUUGAAGAUGAGAUACAAGAUAUACUUCGCAGGAAACCCAAUGAGCACCGCUAAGCACAACGCUCAACGGUAGGCGUCAGCGGCGGAGACUAUGAGCAGGACGUCGGUUGGCCAUGCGGCGAGUUCCAGCUUUCCCAAAUGUGCCUGUCGUGGCAGGCUUCAAGUGGACGUGGCAGUGGGAGUAAUGGACAGGAGGUAGAGAUUCAAACGCAGACGAGCAGCUAGUAUUUGGUUAAUCUAAUGGGCGUUUUGAAGUACCUAGACAAAAGUACCUAUAUCUGUAUACGUG